This is a messenger RNA of Puccinia triticina, 4293 nucleotides long. RefSeq lists its product as uncharacterized. Lineage: Eukaryota; Fungi; Basidiomycota; Pucciniomycetes; Pucciniales; Pucciniaceae. The record is from RefSeq and is a predicted model, not a curated record. Gene Ontology annotation, cellular component: cytoplasmic vesicle. The coding region runs from base 1 to 4293 and encodes 1430 amino acids. The transcript is spliced from 9 exons. Gene Ontology annotation, biological process: regulation of Rab protein signal transduction.
AUGGCUCCCCUCAACCAUCCAAGCUCACUCGCCACCAUCCGAUCCCCCAAUCAACCCACCCCAUCACCACCCCCAUCCUCCACAUUCUCAGCCAUCUCGAACACCACCCCACACACACCGAACACUCCCACAGCCCCCUUCCACAGACUCGCACUCGACCUCGACCUCCCCGAAACCAACUGCGCCCUCCAGUCCGCACUCAGACGCCACCCCCUCAGCCCCCCGCUCUCGCCGAACACCCACAUCCACAUCAGAAAAUGCCCCUCAGCAGCCUCUCGCAGAACCACCGCCACCACCAAGCUCAACUCCGCCAGCUUCGACUCCAUCCCACUCAUCCUCCCCAAGUUCUCCCGCCCCUCCGAACUCAAUCUGCCCAGCCCCACCCAGCCCGACACCCUCGCCUCCAUCUACAUGGUCUGCGGCCUGCCCAAGAACCCCCAGUGCUGGACCCUCGCCCAGCCAGACUACCCGCCCACCCAUCUCCAAGGCGCCCUCCCACGCUUCUGGAGGCCAGAAGUGCUCGGCACAACUGUCUCGGGCCAGGAGACCCCUGAUCCUGCCCGGGAGAGCAACAGCCCGCCAGACAUCGGCGCCGGGCCAGAGCCGAUCAGCAAGGACGAACUCUCCAAGAUCCAAGGCAAGGCGAUCAAGCUGGCCUUUGCCCGCGAGCUCGAAGUCAUCGCCUCCCCCGUCCAGCCACCCAGCACCACCCACUGCUUCUCCUUCACCGUCCCCGCCCAGCCGGGGGACGACCUCUCGGGCUCGCUCGGCCACCAGUGGGACCCCAGUCUGACGAGCUCGAGCACCGACUCGGCCACUCGCCAGCCGCCGGAGAAGACCUACUACGCCGCCUGUCUCCAGGUCUGGUCCCACUCCGACCGCCGCCGCGCCGACGCGAUCUGCAAGACCCUCCAAGAGGGCUCCAAGGCCGUCAACUCCCCCAUGGGCCUCCUCCCCUCCUCGGCCGACCUGUCCAGCAACGCGGCCGUCUACCACAGCCAACUCAACGGGCUCUCCACCGCCGCAGCACCCUCGGCGGCCGGCGAAAGCACUGACACCGACGACCCAGAGGGCUUCUUCUCCGACUCCGAGUGGGAAACCGGCACCGAACUCCUCUCCGAUCACAUCGCCUCCCGGCUCACUAACAACACAUCCACUCAGACCGCCCCGAACGCCCCGCUCUGGCUGCCCUUCUGCUUGGUCUUGAUCUCCAAGUUCCCUCUCUACGACCUGCUCGUCGACCAUCUCAAAAUCUCUUGGGCCCGAUACCACAACUCGAUCUACAAACAUUCCCAGGAAAUGCUCAAGAUGCUCAACUUCACCCUGCCCAAAUCAUCCUCCGUCAUCAAACUCCCGGUGGGCUCCUCUAAGGAAUCCAACACCAAGUUCAUCGUCAAGCUGCCGGGCAAAAACGAUCUGAGCAACGAGGGCCUGGAAGAAGUGAACUUCACGAUGUGGCCGUUGUUCAAGUGCUUGAGCAUACAGCACAUCGUCUCGAUUUAUGAAAUCGGCCUGUCCCCAAUGGGCCGCAUCGUCUUCUUUUCGAGCCACCCAGCCAUCCUCAACAUCGCCGUCGAGUCCUUCAAGCUGCUGCUCGAGCUGCGCGGCUGGGUCGGUCUGAGCCAGAGCAUCAUCCACUCCAGAGACUUCAAGAUCUACCUGGAAGAUCCCGGGCCGUUCAUUCUUGGCGCUAAUUCUCAGCUGAGACAUAUCGCUGCGGACGUCUCUCCUGAAAUCAUGAUAGUCGAUCUGGAUACAGAUACGAUCAGGUGCCCCAAGCCUCAUCCUGAUGCCCUAUCAAAAGGCCAAGACCGGAUGAAGAUCGAGAGGAAGCUGUACAACCUCCUGGGCAACUUCACCGGCCCGAAGGCUGUCCCCGCCGAGCUUCAAGAAGCUUUCCCCGGCGGUAGGUUCCGUCCUUUCAGUGCCGUCGAGAUCAAGGACCAGCCCUCGGAAGCCGAACGAUUACUCCCUCCCCCUGAAUGGAACUGGAGCCAGACUCGAACGGUCAUCCUUUUCGAUGACGUCAUGUCCAAGAUGCCAAGGAAAGGGUUCGGAAAGAUCCUCAAGCGCACGACUAAUCGGCAAGCUGCAGUCUUGGAUUCCUCGGCAUUACACGUCCAGGAGAUCAUCAGAAAACACACCAUCAGAUUUGUUGAUCGGCGAGACAUGCUAGAAACGAAGAUUUGGAAACUGAACAGGCGUCUGGCCUUCCUGAUGUCCGAGUCGAUGGAGUGGAAGCAGCACUUUGACAACUUCCAGAAGUUCACCGACAUGUUGUCGACCGAAUCCCAAGACCUCAAAACUCGUCUGGAGACCGAGAGACGCGAACAUCGUACUCUGACCGGCGUCGUGGCCGAACAGAAGUCUCGCCAAGUCGAACUCGAGGGCAGAUUGUUGGAGACUGAGAAGGCUUGGAUGGCUGCCCAGGUCGAAUUGGCUAAAGCGCAAGAGAUUAGGGAAGAACUGCAACGCCAGAAAGAAAUCAUGGUCUCUGAGAUGAAAUCGAUCGCGCUAGGUGGAGAAGACGAGAAUAUGCUGGGUCAAAUCGUGCCCCGCAUAGGAUCGUACCCGAUGAGAAGAGCGAGCGUCAGCCACAACCGCCAAAUCUCACUGACCACUAAAAAUCUGCGUCGUCUCAGUGCCCAAGAUCGACUUGCAUCCGCCUCGCCCUGCUCGAAUUCCCGACUCGAGCCUCACGAAGAGUCGGAGUUCGAAACCGAGUAUUCUCUGGGUCGGCUCGGUUCUGCGGGGGGCUAUGGCAACUUUCUGGGGGCCGAGUCGGAAGUAGAAACGAUCUCGGACGACGCGAGCGCACUGAGCGAGAUUCCGGAUGAUGACCAGCGGGCACUGCUCUCGCGUAGUGCGGUGGUGGAGACGAUGAAAAGUAUCCAGUGCCGGCUCGAGGCUGCCCUCCGCACUGCCGGCCAGCUGGAUGAGGAAGAGUUGAAAGGCUAUGAAGUCAACUCGCCCUUCCCGAAGUCGGCUCUCUCGCGCAUGUCGACCGACUCCCAAGGCUCGAAAGUCAUCCCUCUCCAGCGCGGAAGAAGAAAACCCAACAGCAGCGUCAACUUCGAGUCCGACAACACCACCAGCUUCUCUAUCUCUUCCUCCCCCGCUCCGAACACCGAAUCCAUCCUGGCUGACAGCCCCACCGACGACCCCCCCAUACCGUCGAACCGCCAGCCUAAACGUGCGACUGGAUCGGCAGUAGUCUCACUCCUUCUGCCAGGCUCAAGCAUCUUUCGCGGAAAGAUGAACAACGGCCUUGGCGAUUCACAGACCUCUUACACCUCUGCGUUCAACAGCGAAGAGGUCCUCGGGACCGGGGAAAGUGGGGAUGAUGAUGAUGAUGAUGACAAUGAUGAUGACAGCAAUGACAGGCGAUCGGAAGUAGACGAUGGAAACUCAUUCGAUGAUGAUGGUGAAUCGUUUGUCAGUGCCAACGACCAGUCAGACAACGCAGACCGUCGCCGGAUCUCGUCCGAUUCGUGUUACUUUCACUCGCUCAAUCCUGACCUCUCCUCGCCUAACGCGACCAGCCGAGUUUCGAUCCUUUGUGCAUCGCCCUCACGGCCUACGUGCCGUCCGCCACCACUACCCUCCCACACGACUUCCAAGCUGGCCGGGCGGAAAAGCCUGAAGAAGGCCAGUAGCGGGAUGAUCGCGUUUCCUACCAGCCCCUCCGAGCUUGACGAAGAGGAGGAUUCGGGCGAGUUGCGGGUGCAGAAGUAUCUCGAUGAUCGGCGCGAUUACCGCUGCGUGGAGCUGGCCGGCAAUCCAGACCUGACCGCGAACAGUGGUAGCGACAAAGACUGGACCCUGAUGGGCCUGCGAGGCGCCUACGAGCAGCCCGGGAGCCCGACGGCGACGCUGGAUGGCACGAAGCCGAUGGCCACCGACGGCCUCAUGAGCCCGAUCCACCACCGCGGCAGCUUCGUCUCCAACUGCAGCUCGACCACCGUUAGGCACGCCUCCGGCCAGCCCGCCCUGCCCCACUCGCCUCUCGUGCCCAUCCGCACCCUCCAUCGCCAGUCGCGCGCCUCCCACACCACCAUCAAGCUCUCCUCGACCUCCCCCCGCCACACCCUCUCCCCCCCUCCUACGCCUCACACACAUCCUAACGAGACUGGCUACCCUGCCAGGACCGAUCUCGUCGACUUCCCCCUCGAUAACUUGAGGCUUAACCUCGGCUCCAUCCAGUCCAGUCGCAGACUCCGCUCCUCUCCCUCCCCUACCACCCCCCUCUAUCCGGCCCCUCACCGCCCUCCCCACGACUGCUCUCCCAAGUAA